Messenger RNA from Meleagris gallopavo (turkey), 2868 nucleotides. Lineage: Eukaryota; Metazoa; Chordata; Aves; Galliformes; Phasianidae. The record is from RefSeq and is a predicted model, not a curated record.
CGGGCGGGGCGGGAUGGGCUCUGGGCGAGCGCGGGUAACGUGCGUCGAGAGGGUCCCGAAGCUCCGCUCUGCCGGAGGCUCCUUGCGCACGCCGAGCCUCGCCUUCCUUCGGCAGGGUACCAGGUGACGGGCGUCUUCAUGAAGAACUGGGACCCGCUGGACGAGCAGGGCGCCUGUUCCGUGGACAGGGACUGCGAGGACGCGUACCGCGUGUGCCAGAAGCUGGACAUCCCCUUCCACCAAGUGUCCUACGUGAAGGAGUACUGGAACGAGGUGUUCAGUGACCUCUUAAAGGAGUAUGAACUGGGAAGGACUCCUAACCCCGACAUAGUGUGUAACAAGCAUAUCAAAUUCAACCACUUUCUCCAUUAUGCUAUGGAUAACCUUGGAGCAGAUGCAAUUGCUACUGGGCAUUAUGCUAGAACUUCGCUGGAGGACGAGGAGGUUUUCCAACAGAAACAUAUGAAAAGACCUCGAGAGCUUUUCAGAAACCGAUUUGAAGUUAGAAACACUGUAAAACUCCUUCAAGGAGCUGACCUCUUCAAAGACCAGACCUUCUUUCUGAGUCAGAUCUCGCAGGAUGCUUUGAGGAAAACCAUUUUUCCUUUAGGGGAUUUAACAAAAAGCUUCGUAAGGAAGAUAGCAUCAGAACAUGGCCUUCAUCACGUGCUAAAGAAAAAAGAGAGCAUGGGAAUCUGCUUUAUUGGUGAAAGAAACUUUGAAAAAUUCCUUCUUGAGUAUUUAGAACCUCAGCCAGGUAACUUUGUUUCCAUUGAAGAUAAGAAGGUGAUGGGAACACACAAAGGUUGGUUCCUGUACACAAUAGGCCAGAGGGCAAGACUGGCAGGCCAGCAGGAUGCGUGGUUUGUUGUAGAUAAAGAUGUCAGCACUGGAGAUAUCUUUGUGGCACCAUCAACAGAUCACCCUGCUUUAUACAGAGACCUGUUGAGGACAAAUCGAGUGCACUGGAUAGCAGAGGAACCACCUGCAGAGCUCGUUAGAGAUAAAAUGAUGGAGUGUCAUUUCAGGUUUCGGCACCAGAUGGCACUGGUGCCCUGCGUGCUGACUCUAAACCAAGAUGGGAGUGUGUGGGUGACACUGGUGAAGCCAGCAAGAGCUCUCACUCCUGGACAGUUUGCUGUGUUCUACAAGGGCGAUGAGUGCUUGGGCAGCGGGAAGAUCCUGAGGCUGGGCCCAUCGGUGUUCACCAUGCAGCAGGGCAGAAACCGAGAGGAGGGUACCAAGAAGGAAGAUAUUGACAAGGUGGAACCAGCAACAUAGCAGUUGGGUUUGUUCACUGAAGGACAUUUGGAUAAUUUGCUGCCUGACAGUAAAAAGAAACAAUGGUAAACGUCUUCUUUGUGGAUCUGAAUGCUCUGAAGGUUGACUGUCUUGUCCCAACUCUUGCAGUUAGCACACAAAACUUUGGAACAAAAGCUAACUUGGCACGAGGUUAUUGAAGUGUGUGAUGGUAUUUAUGCUGAUACAUACAAGAGAAUGUCUUAGAGUUGUUCUAUAACAGAAGUUGCACAUAUAAAAGAAUAAUGUGUGAAAUCAUAACCUUGUAUUUUAUGCAGAAGUGAAAUAAUUUUACUUCCCUGAAGAUAGCUGUUUCCAGGAAAAGUACACGUUGUUCCUACUGUAAAUGUAUGCAUGUGCAUCAAACUCUGGGGAAGGAAUAUGAAGGGUGUUUAAGCCCAGCAUUUUGUCUGAAUGCUGAGCAACGGGUAUUUAUUUUUAAUUAGAUAGAGUUUUAUAAAAAAAUGUUCUAGAUUUUUAACCUGUACUAAGCAGUGCUUCGAAAUGUUUGUAACUCGGAAUUACGAAUCUAGGAGCUUGAAAACAGUCAUGACAUUUCCAUCUUUCACCCAAUUGACUCAUUUUUUCUUAAAUACUGGAAAAAAGCCCACAUUGUCAUCCUUCAGAAAAAUGCAAAUUCAUACAUGUUUCCUUAUUAUACAGCUAACUUAAUGUAGACCAGAUAAGAAUUCAAUCUCAGAUCAUGCCGUGUGUCAAAGGAGUGGCAUUAGGAAGAACCAAAGGCCCCUUUCCAAGUUAUUUGCAUUAAGAACUGAGUGCAUUUUGAGGACACUCUGUGCUUUCAACAAAGCUUUAUUACAGCAAGCCCACAAAAAUAAAGUCCUAUAUUUCCACACAGAAGAUAACUCAUUAAAGUACAGCUAUGCAGGAGCAAGACUUAUUAAAUGGGUGUAGAAUUUUGAAAUUGCAUCCAAUUUGGGCAGUUGUAAAGCUCUGACAUGAAUAGAUCUUUUCAGCUGAUUUGAAGGCUUGGAUUACACGUAGCAUUCUGUCCUUUUCUGUUGUCUAAGCAUCUUCUAAGAAUUUCUUUUAUCCCUUUUUGUCAGAACAGAUUAAAAUAGUCUCUUUUUCUCCAAAGUGUGUCUGUGGAGGGGGGGGAAGAUGGGGAGAAGACUGUCCAUUGUCCACCUGCUGGUCUGGUGAAGGUAAGCACAAUUCAGGGAGCACUAUAGAAAAAAUCUAGACUGUUAAAAUCUUUUAUAUUUAUUUGACAUUACUGUAGAUCUGGGGAGAAAAGCCAUCAUUUUUUACUGGUGCUGAAAUCAAUUCAGUUUAAAAGUCUGUGUGCAGAGGACGUAUCCACAUGCAGGCUAAUGGUGAAGUGUGUUCAUGCCUCGUGUCAGCUCUUGGUUUGUGCUUGAUUGGUUGUGUUACGGGUCUUAGUCUCAAUGAUGUAUGCUCCCAAUGUUUCUCUUGUCUCUCCUGAAACUUUGGUCUUUGCAAAAUGUGGUAUUAACUACUGAGGUGUUAAUGAUCCAUGUUUUUCUCAUCUGAUUUUUCCUGUGAAUGUCCCAAUUAAAAUCUUCACAAAUUCUUUGUGUAAUACUA